Messenger RNA from Chilo suppressalis (striped riceborer), 2234 nucleotides. Lineage: Eukaryota; Metazoa; Arthropoda; Insecta; Lepidoptera; Crambidae. The record is from the annotation of a GenBank genome assembly.
AUGAAAAGCAAGGAAUUUGGUUUACAACUUGACGAGGCUACUGACAGUAAUGAUGAUACACAUCUUAUUUGCUACGUACGCUUUCUGGCUGACAAUAUCAUUGUCGAAGACCUUUUAUUCUGCAAAAGCAUAAUCGGAAGUGCGAAAGCCCAAGACUUGUAUGAAAUUGUAGACAAGUUUUUCACAGAAAAUUGUUUGGAUUGGAAAAAGUGUAUUGGUGUAUGUACUGAUGGUGCUCGAUCGAUGUCUGGCAAGUGUGGGGGAUUACAAGCACUUAUUCGUAAAAAAACACCGAAUGCUAUGUGGACCCAUAGCAUCAUCCAUAGGGAAGCUCUGGCAUCAAAAUCAAUGAGCUCUGAACUGAACCAAGUACUAGAAUGUGUAAUUAGUGUGGUAAACUACAUAAAAACUAGGCCUCUAAAGGCUAGACUUUUUAAAAAACUAUGCAUAGGUAUGGGAGCUGAAUAUGCAGCCCUGCUGUACUACUGUAAUUCACGAUGGUAUUCACAUGGAAAUGUUUUAUUUCGUGUGUUUGAAUUACACGAAGAAAUUUCUAUUUUUUUAUAUCAAGAACGUCAAGAAAAUGCCAAAUAUUUUACUGAAACUGAUUUUUUGCUAAAGCUAGCAUAUUUAUGCGAUGUGUUUGAGAAAUUAAACAAUUUAAAUCUGUCUUUGCAAGGCAACAACACGCACAUUCUGCAACUUUCGGAGUAGAUUCGGAGUAGCGGCAUUUAGAAAGAAACUGCAGUUGUGGAUAACAAAUUUAAAAGAAGGAGGCGGUCAAGAGUGCUUCCCGCGAUUGUAUAAUUAUGUGGCAUCAAAUGAACUGGUUGUUUCACAAGACCUGAUCGUCCUUUUCACGGAACACCUAGCGAAGCUCUCCGAAUUAUUUUCAAAAUAUUCCGCAAAUGAUGAUGUUGAAAAAUUUGCGUGAAUCCAAGACCCUUUCCAUGCACAAUAUCCACAAGGAUUUACAUCACAAGAUAAAGAGAGUCUUAUUGAACUUUCUUGCGACAGCAGCCUUAAAACAAGAUUCACGAGUGUCGAUUUGGUUGAGUUUUGGUUAUCGAUCCAAAAUAAAUAUCCAAAUUUAACUUCCAAAGCAUUAAAAAUUUUCAUUCCGUUAGCAACAUCGUAUUUAUGUGAAGCCGGGUUUUCAGCUGUAGCUGUGAUAAAGAACAAAUAUCGCUCAAAGAUCAAUGUUGAGCAAGAAAUGAGAGUAGCAGUGUCAAGUCUUAUUCCCCGCUUUGAAAAACUGCGGAGAUCACCAAGCUCACACUUCACAUUGAUUUUUCUGAGUAAAUAUCGUAUUUAAUUUUUGUUUGUUCUUAAUUCUUUCUUUUUGUUUUCCUUUCAAAUUCUUUUAUAAUAAAAAUUCAACUUUAUAUUGUGGUGUUUUAAUUUUCGUUACGAUCAACCAAACUUAACUACUAUUAUUGUAGGUACUUAUUUCUUUCGAUUAUUUUCCUCAAAUAGUUAACUAGGACAGGGCGCCGUGAAAAAAUAUUAAACUUGUAACUGCGCCGCGGGUUACAAAAGAUUGGAAACCCCUGGUAUGGACAGCAUUUCCUAAACAUUGGUUUUUACUUUUUUCAGUCUAAGUUACAUGAAAUUGCGGAUUUACUGAUACAAUGGAUAAUGAUGACUUACGGGUCAUUUUUAUCGAGCCUCCUAAUACAGAUGAAGAUUCUGCCGAUAAAGAUUCUGGUGGCCUGAUUGAAAACUUGACAUGUAGACAACUAUUACGGGGUGCAGAAAUAGUUUCACAAAACAUAAAUAAAGAGGAACCUGGCGAGUGUUUAAGCGCCUUGGGUCCGAUCAACAAGUAAGAAGCGCAAAAUAACUUAUAAGUGGAAUAAAUCUAAUCGUCCUGACCAUCCUUCAUCACCAUUUUCUCCGUCAUCAUGUCAUAAUUAUACAGAUAUGUCAUGCAAUGAUAUGUUUCAACUAUUUUUCGAUGACAAGUUGUGUGAAUUUCCUAUAGAACAAAGUACUUGUUAUGCAUUAUUUUUAAACUGUCCAGAUCCUCGAAUUGGUACUGCAGAGUUUAGAUGUUUUAUUGCUAUUUUGAUAUUGUCAGGGUAUAAUUACCAAGUAAAAGGUCGUACUGGGAUAGUGGUAAUGACAUGCGUAAUACAUUAGUUUAUAAUGCUAUGAGACGAGACAGAUUUAUUCAGAUUUUGCGUUUUAUUCAUGCCGCUGACAACAAUUACCUAGACAAAAUGGGCUUUUGA